CCGUCCCGCUGCCUGCCCCGGCGGCCGUUGCGCCUCGAGGAGGAGCCGUUGCCCGUCCCGCCGCGCCGCUUUGCCCCGCGCCCGUCGACCCCUCGCCUGAGAGCCCGCCAGAGUACCUGUCAUCCCUUCGUGGUCGGAUUGCUUCAUGGUCCACAGUGCUGAUGUGCUUAAGUAGCCAAAGAUGAGUCGUGGAUUUUCAGAAAACAAUAACUUUCCGUAUGACAACAAUCAAAUGGUUUUGGAUAUGAUCCUGUGUUCCCUAAUUGGUGUUCCUCAGCCUAUCAACUGGGACAGUGUGGCAAGGCUAGUUCCAGGAUAUACAUCCAAAGAGUGUGCAAAAAGGUUUGAUGAACUAAAAAGCAGUGGAAGUUCACCUGUUGACAACCAGUAUAAUCCCCUGAUGGCCGCUGGUGGGAGUCCUGUGGAAACUUUAGCUACGUACAUCAAAUCCUCCUUGCUCGAUACACAGACAGAGUUUCAGGAGCCUGCUAUUGGGCAGGAUUCCAUUACUAUAACUGGAAGGCCCAGCACAACCUCCACAAGGAGUUGUUCUUCAGAAUCUGAGAAAGGUCCGGUGCAUAAAGGUGGAGAAAGCCCUGACGAAAGCCAGGGGCCAAAUAUGGUGAUCCAUGUGUGCGAUGAAGCAAAAAACCUCAAAGAAGAUUUUGUGUGUCCUCGAGACCUUUUGAUUUCAGAAAUGAAGUACUUUGCUGAAUAUCUGUCAGUGGAUGCCCAGCGCUGGGAAGAGGUGGACAUUUCAGUGCACUGUGACGUUCACAUCUUUGACUGGUUGAUAAGAUACGUUAAAAGGAACACUAAAGAUUCUGAAGCUAAUGAAAUGCCCACUUUAGAACCAUCAAAUGUCAUAUCAAUUCUUAUUUCUUCUGAGUUUUUGAAGAUGGAUUCAUUAGUAGAAAAAUGUAUUCGUUAUUGUCACAAAAAUAUGAAUGCUAUUGUAGCCACGCCAUGUAACAUGAAUUGUAUCAAUGCUAAUCUUGUUACGCACAUUGCUGAUCUCUUCACGCACAAUGAAGUGGAAGAGCUGAAGGACAAAAGAGACAAAUUUAAGAGUAAACUUUUCUGCAAGAAGAUUGAGAGACUGUUUGAUCCGGAGUACCUAAAUCCAGAUUCUCGAGGAAAUGCAGCAACAUUAUACAGGUGUUGUUUAUGUAAAAAGCUGCUAACUAAAGAAACGGAAAGAAGAAUUCCAUGUGUACCAGGAAAAAUCAACAUAGAUCAACAUGGGAAUAUUGUCUAUGUUCAUAUAAGAGACAAAACCUGGGAAGUCCAUGAGUACUUAAUUGGCCUUCAUGAGGAAUUGAAAUCUUGGCGGGAUGUUUAUUGGCGUCUUUGGGGGACUGUCAAUUGGUUGACCUGCUCAAGAUGUAACCAAUCUUUCCUGUGUACUGAAUUCUCCCAUUGCCAGUACCAUUCGCAGUCAGUUCUUUAUCCAGGUGUAGCAAGUGCUCUGGGCUCCACUGGGACAGGAGUGUAUCCCUGUUGUAACCAAAAAGUACUUCGAUUUGAUCCUACAACCCUCCCAAAGGGCUGCAAAGUGAGGGAUCACAUGGUUGAUUUACCUUCAGGAAAUGAAGAUGGGGAUGCUUCGCCAUCUCAAACUACUAAAAUAUUGAAUGACCUGCUUCAUCAUAGAGAUGUUAUUGUUGUUCCUUUCACUAAGGAUGAGAAUAGUGAUUCUGGUAUUGGGCUCUGUGAUGAAAAAGGCAUUGAAUGUGAUGUGCUUGUAGAACCAAAUACACCGUGGGGUCCCAAAACUGGAGAAAUCAAUGCUUUUCUUUCUCUGAAGAACUGGACUUUACAGCUGAAACAGCAGUCACUGUUGUCUGAAGAAGAGGAGUAUACCACUGGCUCGGAGGUCACUGAGGAUGAAGUGGGGAUGAAGAAGAACUAUGCAGGAAACCAGGUACAACAAGAGAAAUUAAAGAAAUCCUACAAGCACCCAAAGAAAGUGGUUUCUUCACCUAGUGUUCAGAAAAAGGAGAAGCCAUCUGAUAAGUCAAGUUCCCGAGAUGCAUCUCCAUUCAUUGUGAGUAUGCAGCAGAACAAAUGGGAUGCCUCAAGGUCACUAAGAUUCAACCAAGAUGCUCAAAGAGAAGAUGAUCAGAGAAGAAUGUCUGAGAUUACAGGGCACUUAAUAAAAAUGAGACUGGGAGACCUUGAUCGAGUCAAGUCAAAAGACAGCAAAGAAUAUGCAGGAGGCAUUUAUUCCAGACUUGAAGCUCAGAUAAAGGCCUCAGCGCAGGUCAGUGCACGACAAAACAAUGCUGAGAAGAAUGCCAGGUCAAAAUCCCGUUUUGGUCAAGGCCGUCCCACAUAAGGACUCAUGAAAAAACUUUAGCCAGAAUUCAUUACUGCUUCCUGAAACUGUACUGCACUCUGACGUACGGAGAAUGCACAUCUCUGAAAGCUUUCCAGUGACUUAUUUAUUACUUUAAGCCUUGUAAAUUAUUUUGUGUGAUAAAUGAAUGCAAAUCCAAUAAGGUCUGUACUUAUUUUAAUUGUAAAUAUACUAUUUCUUAAAUUUAAAUUUAAUUGCUUUUUUAGGCUAUUGUGUUAAGUUGCAUAGAAAAUAUUUUAUAAAUCUACAAAGUUAAAUUAUCAGACUAACUAUAUUUAUGGGGGAAGACAUAAAUACGCCUUUUAGUAUGGUAGAAAUACUGAAAAGGAAAAAGCAAGACUACUGAAUUCUGAAUACAGUCAGCAGCAUUAACACAAGUCGCCUAGUGUAUUUCUAUUGUGCAGUAUUUGAUUGUACAUUUUAGGUCAGUGCUCUGGGGAUUUGCAUUUAAAGUCCAUGACAAUACCUGUGGCUUAGACUAGUUUAAGCAAAAUUUUAAUGCAGUUCUGAGGCUUCCUUCUGUAUAUCACACAACUCCCAUUCGUGUGAAGGUGGGUAGCAGGUAGAGACUAGACCUCCAAAGAUAAUACAAACGCCAUGAUUAUGCAGAAUUGCAUCUUGCACGUGAAACGCUUGCUUUACUUGUAUGUGAAAGUAAUACUCAUUCCCAUUCUGUAUCUGACUCCUCUUGCACAAUACAGUGUUUUGUUCCCUUCUAACAUCCAGACCUUAGGACGCAAAGCAGUUCUCUCUCUUAAUGAUGCUAUGCCACUAAAUUUCCGAGCAGAUAUGCUAUGAAUUCUGCAUCUUCCAACGGAGAUGUAUCGUUAUGAAGAUUUGUGCAUGUAGAUCUUUUGGGUCUAGUUACUUUCUGAAACCUGCCUGAAUAAUAUUGGUUAGAAGUCAGAUGCACUUUCAAGUUCUGUAUUUGGAGCAAUAGAAUACAAGUUUGUCUACAUGUAAAAUCCAGGGCUACCAAAAUGAAAUAACUUGCCUAGAAAAUAUGUCGCAUAUUAGCAAAGAAAAUGGCAAUAAUGGCAAUAAUAAUGGCUGAAUUCAAGUAAACACAUUCUGACUUUUUGAAACAGGUAGAAAGAGCGCUCAGGGAAAGCUUAUUCCAGGCCACGGCUGUACAAUAAAUUGUGAGUUUGGAAUUAAGUCAGCAUGAU
Gymnogyps californianus (California condor) is the source of this 3528-nucleotide messenger RNA. RefSeq names its product SANT and BTB domain regulator of CSR (gene SANBR). The transcript is spliced from 22 exons. The record is from RefSeq and is a predicted model, not a curated record. Bases 182 to 2338 code for a protein of 718 amino acids. Lineage: Eukaryota; Metazoa; Chordata; Aves; Accipitriformes; Cathartidae.